Messenger RNA from Dioscorea cayenensis subsp. rotundata (Guinea yam), 775 nucleotides. Its product is annotated as probable WRKY transcription factor 12. Gene Ontology annotation, biological process: regulation of DNA-templated transcription. The transcript is spliced from 4 exons. NCBI's taxonomy places the organism in Eukaryota, Viridiplantae, Streptophyta, Magnoliopsida, Dioscoreales, Dioscoreaceae. Gene Ontology annotation, molecular function: sequence-specific DNA binding; DNA-binding transcription factor activity. The record is from RefSeq and is a predicted model, not a curated record. Bases 51 to 677 code for a protein of 208 amino acids.
AUAAGAUGCGAAGAAGACAAAGUGGAGAAGGCUGAUAGCUAGCAUCUUUGAUGGAAGGAGGCCGAGAAGGAGCUCAGCGUCGCUAUGUCUUCGAAGUCCCUCCGCUGGCAAGCCCAAUUGAGUUUGCUCAACAAGAAGAGAAUUUCCAUGGCUUGAGCUUCAUGAUUCCAUCUCAAACCAGUACUCCUUUCAAUCCCUUGAAUGCUGCCUUCUCAUUUGAAAACCCUAAUCCAGUGAGUGGCAAUGAAGAGGUAGGGACCUCUGAUCCUAAAGUUGGCCAUGAUCAAAAUUUCUCUGCAAGAGAUGGUGUUAAUUCAUGUUAUAAAAAGUAUAUAUGGAUCAAGUAUAGGUGGAAGAGUUCAUCAAUAUCAGAAAAGGGAAAGAUGAAGGUGAGGAGGAAGAUGAGAGAACCAAGGUUUUGUUUUCAAACAAGAAGUGAUGUGGAUGUGCUGGAUGAUGGCUACAAGUGGAGGAAAUAUGGGCAGAAGGUUGUGAAGAACAGCCUCCAUCCAAGAAGUUACUAUCGAUGCACACAUAAUAACUGCAGAGUUAAGAAGAGAGUCGAACGAUUAUCAGAAGAUUGUCGCAUGGUGAUCACAACUUAUGAGGGCAGGCACAACCAUUCUCCAUGUGAUGACACAAACUCAUCAGAGCAUGAAUAUUAUAAUUCAUAUUAAGAACUUUGUAUGGAUUAAUGUAAUCCAGAGUUUAUGUUUCUUUGUGACUUCUUUGAUGUCAAUGAUUAAUAUAUUGGAUAUUAUCAAGUUUCUUCAGA